Sinocyclocheilus anshuiensis is the source of this 2410-nucleotide messenger RNA. Its product is annotated as zinc transporter Slc39a7-like. The record is from RefSeq and is a predicted model, not a curated record. Gene Ontology annotation, molecular function: zinc ion transmembrane transporter activity. Bases 180 to 1445 code for a protein of 421 amino acids. Gene Ontology annotation, cellular component: membrane. Lineage: Eukaryota; Metazoa; Chordata; Actinopteri; Cypriniformes; Cyprinidae. Gene Ontology annotation, biological process: zinc ion transmembrane transport; intracellular zinc ion homeostasis. The transcript is spliced from 9 exons.
GUCUCGCGGGAUUUCAGUGCGUUGACUAAAUGCCACGUCGGUUUGAGCGUGAGCAGCAGCAUCUGCUGGUGUUUAUUUGACCGACUGCGCAAAAUAAGCCAAAUCGGAGUUGUUGCCGUUACCGGUUGAGUCGUGUGCGGUUAUCAGACUGCGAGGCGUCUCCAGCAGCAGCGGGAGGAAUGAGGACCUUCAUCAGAUCACUGUUACUGAUCACUGUUGGGAUGGCAGUGUGUCAGCAGACACUCGCUCACUCCCACCAUCAUCACGGACACUCGCACGGCGACGGUGGCGGCUGCCACGGACACUCGCACGGAGCGGCCAAGAUGCACCAUGGGGCCAGCAAAUGGAGCGCUGAAGCUAACCUGCCCCACGCUGAAGAGGAGCAUCACGAUCACGGACACGAUCACGGUCAUGCUCACGAUCACGCACACGCACACAAAGGUGAUCACGCAGCAGAGCGACUGAAAAGCGAUGUGAAAGCAGGGAAGCGGAACAUGGUGGAGCUCUGGAUGCAGGCCAUUGGAGCCACUCUGCUCAUCAGCGCUGCUCCCUUCCUCAUCCUCUUCCUCAUCCCGGUGCAGUCAAACACGGACCAGCACCAGAACCUGCUAAAAGUGCUCUUGAGUUUCGCGUCUGGAGGUUUGCUUGGGGAUGCGUUCCUUCAUCUCAUCCCUCACGCGCUGGAACCUCAUUCUCAUCAUGACCAGUCACACGGCAGCGACGAAUCACAUGGUCACUCACACGGUGCAGGUCAUGGUCACAUGAUGCUGGUCGGGCUGUGGGUGCUGGGUGGCAUUGUUGUGUUUCUGGUGGUUGAGAAAUUUGUUCGUCUUUUGAAGGGAGGACACUCUCACUCUCACUCUCAUGCGGCUCCAAAGGCAAAAGACAGCGAUGAAGAGGAUGAUGACAAGAAAAGAGAGAAGAAGGGAGGGAAAGAAAAAAACGUUGACUCUGAUAAGAAACCUGCAAAGAAAACAGUCGAGACGAGUUCUGAUAUUAAAGUGUCGGGUUAUCUGAACCUGGCUGCUGAUUUCACCCACAAUUUCACAGAUGGUCUUGCGAUCGGCGCAUCAUUCCUGGUUGGUCCAGCGGUUGGCACUGUUACCACCAUCACCAUCCUCUUACAUGAAGUCCCACAUGAGAUUGGAGACUUUGCCAUUCUCGUCCAGUCAGGCUGCACCAAGAGGAAGGCCAUGUGUCUUCAGCUUCUCACCGCCAUUGGUGCGUUAGCCGGAACUGCCUGCUCCUUAUUGGCUGAAGGGGUGGGUGCCGCGGCAACCACCUGGAUCCUGCCGUUCACCGCCGGAGGCUUCGUUUACAUCGCGACCGUCACAGUUCUUCCAGAGCUGCUGGUGGGACGCUCUAGUUUCUGGCAGUCAAUGCUGGAGAUCCUCGCUCUGCUGUUCGGGGUGGGAAUGAUGGUGCUGAUCGCUGAGUACGAGUGAGGGACGGACGGAGCCAUGUUUGAAAGAAGAACCUUUAAAAUAAGGUGAAGAGGCCAAUGCAUGGUCACCUGAACCUCUAGAGACUAAGAGUGUGUUGAGAUGAAUGUUAGCAUUGACCAUAGAAAAAUAAAACGGAAUGAAUGAGGGAGCGAGUGAAAGAAAAUGUGCUGAACAAGUGCUGAACUGCACUCAAUUACCCAAAGACCAACAUGAAUGGAUCACUUAAUUAUUUUAGGCACAGGAACCUUCCCAGGGACCAAAAGCUAGAAAAUCACGUCCGGUUCUCUAUACUGCUACGGACAGGAUCGGCACGUGGAAACUCAUUGAAAUUUGACCAUUAUGUUCCCAUGAUUCAUCAUUUGUGUUUCCUGGAGCAGUCAGAUAAACACUCGCUGAAGCACCGCUUCUCUCAUCAGUAGACUGCUUUUCUAGAAAUAUCAGUUAUGUUACAUGAUUAAAUCAUUUGAUUUUGCUGUUCCCACAAUAAAGGUUAAUGUGAUUUUUUUUAUUAAGCAGAGUGUGCUUUCUCUUUGACGGAGAUUCUUUGAUUCCUCUGCUGAAAUAUUGUGUAGCCAUUAGUCAGUGACCGAAUAACAUUGACUGUCCACUCUUUAACUCACACACACACACGCUCUCCACUGAUACUCAUUUCCCAUGAGUCUCCAGAGGAAUCUGCAGCUUGACAUUGUCAUUGGUGAUGGGUUCUUCAGAUGGUGCAAACACACUGUUUAUUGAAUUACAGUAGAUUUAGUGUUUAUUUCUUUUCUUUUUGCCUGUAACUCUAUUCAUGCAGAUGUUUUGAUCCUUUCUUGAAUUUGUUCAUUGAAAUGUUCAAUCUCUAUUACCUGUAAUGUAAACUCUUUACAUUCCCAUUGUGUGUAAAUCAAGCAUAUCACUUCACGAAUAGAAGUGGAUGCAAUGUUGUUCAAUUUCAGUUCAAUAAAAGAGUUGUGGUACAUCUCUAA